GAAAUAUUGACGUUUACAUAUUAUAAUAUCAGAUGUUGCGCAUUACCUUGUAUUUUUUAUCAGAGUAUUUUACUAGGUAAAUCAAGAAAGUAUGUGUGACGGUAAAGAAGGCUUCACAAGGGAUGGAAUUACGUAUAUGUGUUGUUAUAACCAUUACUUCAACGGAUCAACAUGUGUUCAGUGUCUUGCGGGAUUUUAUGGAAACGAUUGUUUAAAGAAAUGCGACAACGGUUUAUAUGGCGAACGGUGUGGCAAAAAGUGUAAUUGCAGUACAGGACAAUUUUGCAAUCAUAAAACUGGAUGCAUUAGUGAGUACAGCGGAAGUACAGAGGUACCCCACAGAGGAUAUAAAAGUUCAAGUACCGAACAUACUCCAGCUAACUCCAAUUCACCUUUACCUUCCUUGACCUCAACAUCACCCACUGCAGAUAUUCAGUUUCCACAACAAACUAACAGUUUUAUUUUUGCGAUCGGCAGUGUAAUAGCGUUAUUCCUUGGUAUAAUUGUUGUACAGUUUUGUAUUAAGCUUUGUAUAAAACGAAGAAAGUAUACACAACAGAUGUCCGUCAAACGGAAACCAGUCAAAGAGGAAGAAACUUAUAAUGAAAUUAACGAGUCGUUUUUAGGCAUAGAAGAAGGUAGUCGCAAUGAACAACGACAAUUUGGCAGAUAUUUUGAGUUACAAGAACGAAAUCAACUCGCCGGCGUACCAUAUGAUAAAAUAAAGACCCAAGCACAUUAUCAAGAAAUAAAUAAUUCUCUUGUAGAAUUGUCUUGCAAUUCUGAUUCAAGCAACAGCAAUGCAUCAUAUCUAAAACCAAAGACAAACGAAAACCAUAGUUACAUAGAUGUUAUGGAAUCAAGUACUGCAAAAAAUGUAAUCACAACUCAAAUUAGUAAUGUCAACUCAACAAAUGAUAGCAGCAAAGUGUCAUCUCAAUACCUUCAACCCGUCCACAAUAUAGAAAAGGAUGAAACAGUAAUACAGAGCCAUGAAAUAUGUGACAAUAAUGGUGCGUAUCUAGAUGUAACACAUGAUACAUUUGUUUAAUUCAUUGGUUUUAUGUUUCACGUUCUGCAGUUCAGUGAGUCUAU
Messenger RNA from Magallana angulata, 1095 nucleotides. Its product is annotated as multiple epidermal growth factor-like domains protein 10. The record is from RefSeq and is a predicted model, not a curated record. Lineage: Eukaryota; Metazoa; Mollusca; Bivalvia; Ostreida; Ostreidae. The coding region runs from base 92 to 1051 and encodes 319 amino acids. The transcript is spliced from 4 exons.